Messenger RNA from Syzygium oleosum, 864 nucleotides. Its product is annotated as probable mediator of RNA polymerase II transcription subunit 26b. The record is from RefSeq and is a predicted model, not a curated record. Lineage: Eukaryota; Viridiplantae; Streptophyta; Magnoliopsida; Myrtales; Myrtaceae. The coding region runs from base 393 to 635 and encodes 80 amino acids. The transcript has 3 exons.
UCGUGUUGCUCAUACUCAGAUUGUGUCCGGAUUAUAUUAUAGAAUAAGUUCAUUUCGUACAAUUUGGUCCUGCUUUCAUACUCAUAUUCUUUUCAUUGCAGGGGAUAGAAGGCUUUGGUGAAAGAUUUUUUCCACGACACAAAGGAUGUUGCUGGUAUUAAUUUACUGCACAAACAUUCUUGUUCUUUAUCUUGAGUCCCCCAUAUGCUGAGUUUUCUUUACCGUGUGCUUGAAUUCUUUUUGUAGAUCAUCACAAAGUCGGAGCCAGAACAACAUCUUCCGUCAAGAACCAAAACAUCAAGAAACCGGGACAAGUCAAUGAGGCCGGUCCAAUUGUUAACAGGAACCGAAGGCUGAAUGUGAACUAGCACAAGAGCAUUGUGAAGCCCACUAUGAAGUUUGAGAGGAUCAAGGGCUGGGAUGAAGUUGUGGUGGACAUGAAGUUUCAAGCCACCAAGAGGAAGAUGCAAGAACUUUAUCAAAGAGCCGAAACGGACAAGAGGCAACGGACAGUGCAAGAAUUGGAUCCACGUGAUCUCCCAAAGAUGGCAACAAGUCAUAAGGCUUCGCGCGCCAAAAUUGCAAGAGGUAAUCGGUGGAAAGUGAUUUUGCGGAGCUGGGUCUCAUGCGUCUAAAGAUGAAAAGCCUCGUGCCAACAAUUUUGCCACGAAGAAAUCGAUGUUUCUAGACUUGGGAUCAAGCAAGAGUUGCGUUGUUCAUAGUCAUCCUCUUACAUGUAGACAAUAUAAGACAACUGAGUAUUGACCAUUAGAAUCGUAGUUUAGGAGGUGAUGUUGAUGAAUUCUUUGUCAAAAAUUGUACAUUGCAACCUGUCAUCAAUCAAUACCUCAAUUUUUUGAGCCA